Messenger RNA from Larimichthys crocea (large yellow croaker), 932 nucleotides. It is a transcript of the gene crygmx, whose product is annotated as crystallin, gamma MX. Bases 72 to 599 code for a protein of 175 amino acids. The record is from RefSeq and is a predicted model, not a curated record. Gene Ontology annotation, molecular function: structural constituent of eye lens. Lineage: Eukaryota; Metazoa; Chordata; Actinopteri; Sciaenidae. The transcript has 3 exons. Gene Ontology annotation, biological process: lens development in camera-type eye; visual perception.
UCCUGGCAGGGUCUAUAAAGAGGUCUGGUACAGCAUGGCAUCUGUUCUGGUCUGAACUUAACACAGUUACAAUGUCCAAGAUCAUCUUCUACGAAGACAGAAACUUUCAGGGUCGUCACUAUGAGUGCAGUGGUGACUGUUCCGAGAUGCAAACCUACUUCACCCGCUGUAACUCCAUAAAAGUGGAGAGUGGUUGUUGGGUCGCCUACGAGAAGCCAAACUUUGGUGGCUACCAGUACAUGCUGUUCAAGGGCGAGUAUCCUGACUACCAACGCUGGUCAGGCUUCAAUGACUGUAUCCGCUCCUGCCGUAUGGUGCCAAAUUACGACGGGAAUUACAAGGUGAAGAUCUUUGAGCGCCCUGACUUUGUGGGCCAGAGUAUGGAGCUAAAUGAAGACUGCCCAGAUCUGCAGGAGCUUUUCCACACCCGUAACAUCGCCUCUCUCAAUGUCAUGGAGGGCUACUGGAUGCUGUAUGAACAUCCCCAUUACAGGGGGCGCCAGUACUUCUUGCGUACUGGAGAGUACAGGAGGUACAUGGAUUGGGGAAGCACCAGUCCCAUCUUCGGCUCUCUGAGACGUGUCACUGAGCUCAAGUGAUUUCCAGCUUUUCUUUACCCGUAUUGAGCCUCACUGUAAGGCUUUCCACUCUCUCGUUUCCCUAAUGUCAGCAGUUUGAGUGUGGUCUCAACACUGUGGUGUCAAAAGCUGAAAUCACACCUUUUUAAUGAUGGGGGUUUUGGUGCAGCUGAUGUUGGGUUCUGGUUUUGUUGGAUUGCUGUGCAUUGUUGGGUAAAGUUCCUCCCCAACUCAGUGCUCAAGUAAUGUUCACAUUUUUUUUUUUUUUUGCUUUGGUCGUCCCAUAGCAAAAUGGUUUGCCCUGCCAGUCCCCAACCUCCUGUCCUGCUGGAAUAACAAUAAACGAAAACUUGA